Messenger RNA from Parnassius mnemosyne (clouded apollo), 1905 nucleotides. The record is from the annotation of a GenBank genome assembly. Lineage: Eukaryota; Metazoa; Arthropoda; Insecta; Lepidoptera; Papilionidae.
AUGUAUAAUAGAAUUAAAGAAUGUUAUUAUUGGAAAAACAUGCGCGCAGAUAUAGAGAGAUAUACCCAAAAUUGCAAACUUUGCCAAACAAAUAAACCGUUACGCAAGAUUAACCGAACCGCCACCGCAUUUUGCGCUAUUAUUAUUGCAACCGGCAAUGGUCAAUAUAUUGAACGCAUCGACAAGAGCCCUGGUAUAUUCUUCGACCCUGUUGGUACAUUGAGGAUAAUUAAUGAUCAAUUUCACAUCGUUAUUCCGGUAGACGUACAUCCAAUCCAACACCAUUUGGAAAACAUUCAUGAAGUAUUUAAAAUAAUCCGAUUUCAGUGCCAUGAGAGUGCCGACAUAGAUUAUACUCAGUGUGAAAAUAUGUUACAACCCCUAGAAGCACUUUACAACGACAUCUUAAGAGAUUUUAAUGCGAUUUCCCAUAUUAUCUUAAACGGUAUGUCCAAGAGAUCUGCCUGGUUCUCAGGUAUUGGCACGGUAUUUAAACACAUUUUCGGCACACUGGAUGAAAAUGACGCUGAAAACUACAAUAAAGCUAUUCAUGCUCUAUUUAAUAACGAAAAUAAACUAGCAGAGUCUACCAAAAAGCACAUCUUAGUCUCAAAAUCCGCUAUUUCUAGUGUUAAUAAAUCCCUGGAGGAAUUAAAUGACAAUCAAAUAAAGUUAAAUAGUGUCAUUGAACUCUUAUCUUCUACUGUUAAAAAUGCAUCUGAGAUGUUGAAUGUACUCAGUUUUCAAACGAAACUAUCCAAUGUUUUAAAUACCUUGCUAUCUAAUUUACUUACGAUGUCAUUCAAAGUCGAAGAUCUGUUAAACUCAAUUUUAUUUGUAAUAACCAACACCUUACAUCCAUCUGUAUUAAGCCCAACUCAAAUGUAUAAUGAUAUAAUUAGUAAUCUAAGAAUUAUGCCAAAAUAUAAAGAUUUUCCAAUAUCUCUAGAAUUAAGCAACAUUCAUACUUUAAUUGACAUUUCCGAUUUAGUAUGUUAUUAUUUAGACAAUAAGCUUAUUUUUAUCAUAAAACUACCUUUAGUUAGUUUGUUAAAAUAUAAUAUGUAUAAGAACUUACCUUUACCAACUCCACAUGCUCAAGAUAGAACAAACUCUUUUGCCAUGAUCAUCCCUUCUGAAAAGUUUGUAGCGCUAAGCAAAGAUAAAACAAGUUAUGUUUAUCUACAAGAGUUAAAUAAUUAUAAAAACAUCCCGACAAAUACCUACCUUUGUGAUGUUGUAGAUGUAGCUACAAUAUCCAAUAAUAUACCCUGUGAAAUAGAAAUUAUGACGAAAGCCUUGAUAUCAAUCCCAGAUAACUGUCCAUUUAGACUAAUUUCCGGUGAUCUGGAUAUAUGGCAUAAACUAUACAACAACAAAUGGAUUUUUGUUCAAACCAAACCCACUAAGUUAUCAGUAGAGUGUAGUAACAAUUUAACCGAAUACACUCUAUCCGGGACAGGCCUACUCACAAUUCCACCUGAUUGCGUAGCUUUCCAUAAGAAUCUGAAAUUAGAAAUUAAGCUCUACCCUAGUAUAAGUGUCCCCGGAAUAUAUUCGGAUUUUAAUAUAAUUAACGAUAGUUGUUGUAAGUUAAGUAACCUUAACAAAUUUUCAUUUAACCUUACGUCUUCUAUAAAUGUAAAAACUAUGAACUUAGAAAAUUUAAAAUCUUACAACACUGAUUCCGAUCAGAUUGUCAAACGACUAGACACCCUAGAAAGUCCAAAUUUGUAUAAUGUUAGUUUCUCUAUAAUAAGUCUUAUAUCUGUAAUACUUUGCAUAUCUAUUAUAACCUAUAUAAUUUGUAAGAGAGGAAAGUCUUUCAGAGACCAUUUUAAUUUUAACAAAGAAAAUACAGAAAAUCAUCAUCACACUGAUCAACCACAGCUACGCAUAGAGUAG